GCAUUACUUUCUCUUUCUUCCUCUUUUCUUCUCCCCCUGCAUUUAUCUUUUUGACCUUUUUCUGGGCGUUACUUCCCAUAAUGGGCACUUUCUGUACUAUAAAUUGGAGGGUGAUGGAGUGGUUUCUUCACACCAAAGUGAAGAUCUCAGGCAUUCUCAACAAUGGCGACCCUCAUUACCCCGCAGCACUCUUCCCCAGUCGAAGAUGCCGAUGCUCUCCACAAGGCUUGUGAAGGAUGGGGGACCGAUGAGAAGGCCGUAAUUUCAAUACUUGGGCACAGGAAUGCAACUCAGAGGAAGCUGAUUAGGCAUGCUUAUGAGGAUCGGUAUCAGGAGGAUCUCAUCCACCGUCUGGAGAAAGAACUCAAGGGUGACUUGGAGAAAGCCAUGUACCGAUGGAUAUUGGAUCCAGCAGAACGAGAUGCUGUACUAGCUAAUGUAGCAAUAACAAAAUCGGUUGAUUAUCAUGUGAUCGUUGAAAUUGCAUGUGUCUAUUGUCCUGAAGAGCUCUUGGCAGUGAGACGAGCCUAUCAGAGCCGCUACAAGCGUUCCUUGGAGGAAGAUGUGGCUUCCCAUACCACCGGUGCUAUUCGCAAGCUCUUGGUUAACUUAGUGAGUGCAUAUCGAUAUGAUGGAAACGAGAUAAAUACAAGACUGGCAAAGUCAGAAGCUGAGAUUCUUCAUGGGGCUAUCAAAGAGAAAGACUAUUACCAUGAAGAGAUUGUUAGAGUCCUCAGCACAAGGAGCAAACUGCAGGUCACUGCAACUCUAAACCACUACAGAGAGGCCUAUGGCAUUACCAUCAAUAAGGAUCUGGCAGGCAAUCCAUCUGAUAAGUACUUAGAGGCAUUGCGCACAGCCACUCGAUGUAUCAAUGAUCCAAAGAAAUACUACGAGAAGGUGUUGCGCACUGCACUCAACAAGAGCGGAAACGAUGAUGAUGCACUGACCCGAGUGAUCGUCACAAGAGCAGAGAGAGACUUGAGGGAGAUCAAGGAGCUGUAUUUCAAGAGAAACACUGUUGCUCUUGAGCAGGCUGUGGCCAAGGAGACUUCAGGGGAUUACAAAGCCUUCCUCCUCACUCUGCUAGGCAAGGAAGAUUAAUAGAAACUAUGCCCCAUCCCUAUUACUAUGCUUCCCUGUUUUCAUGUUAUAAAUGGCUAUGCACUUGGAACCUCGAGUUGUUUUCAAUCCUAUUUCCAGUUGUCUUCUCUCAAA
This is a messenger RNA of Malania oleifera, 1218 nucleotides long. Its product is annotated as annexin-like protein RJ4. Gene Ontology annotation, molecular function: calcium ion binding; calcium-dependent phospholipid binding. The transcript has 6 exons. The record is from RefSeq and is a predicted model, not a curated record. Gene Ontology annotation, cellular component: cytoplasm. The coding region runs from base 163 to 1104 and encodes 313 amino acids. NCBI's taxonomy places the organism in Eukaryota, Viridiplantae, Streptophyta, Magnoliopsida, Santalales, Ximeniaceae.